CCCUUUCCGGUUAGCGAUAUGGGAAUUGGGCAAUUGGAGACUUUUGUGGCUUCUCUUAGCUAACGGGUCUUUCUUCAUCUUAACCUAGACAGGCAGUUUGCAAAAUUUAUAUAAUGUAUUUUCCAACCAGAAAGCGCGUUGUCAUGCCGUUGUAGACGGACGCGGAAAGCGGACUAGCUAAGUAGCUAGGCUAGUCACACACACAGUGAGCUGUGGCAAUUCAAUUGAAUUUUGAUUUGCGACAUUUUUUAUACUAGUCAGCUGAAAUAAAACGCUUCCUUCGCAGUUGAGGUCUCACUCUGUCCGUUUGAAGGUAAAACAGCAGAGCGAGUCCCACUUGACUUGUGUCGCACUGGGGAGUGUUGCAGUUAUGAGCCGUGUAGCGCUGACUGGAACUGGAAGCCUUGGACUCGGCAGGCGCGCAGCCUGAAGUGAAGAUCAUGCAGAGGGAGCACGCGGACAGGCUCGUGGAACAAGCCGAAGUGUGUCUGCGCUCCGGACGCAGGAACAGGGCGCUCCGCUUGCUGCACGAAGCCCAGAAACUGUACCCCAGCAGCCGAGCUGCAGCUCUGAUCAAUGCCAUUGUGAGGAAUGGGAGUGCAGCUGGUGAGAGGUGGAGCCGUGACCAUGAGUGGCAGGAUCAAGACCCCAACGAGGAGCAGCAGGGCAGUGCCCGUGGCGGUGCAGAUGGGAAAGUGUACACAGAGGAGCAGCUGCAGGGUGUGCUCAGAAUAAAGCGGUGCAAGGACUUCUACGAGAUCCUCGGUGUGUCCAAAAAUGCUGACGAGGAGGACCUAAAGAAGGCGUACAGGAAGUUGGCUCUCCGAUUCCACCCUGACAAGAACUUUGCCCCUGGAGCAACAGAGGCCUUCAAAGCCAUCGGUAAUGCUUAUGCUGUGCUGAGCAAUCCAGAGAAGCGACAGCAGUACGAUCUGUACGGGGAAGAGUCGAUGGCCGAGUCCUCAUCGCACCCGGGGACGCGGCCUCGCCACCGCCGGAGCUACUACCAGGAUUUUCAGUCAGAUAUAUCCCCUGAGGAGCUCUUCAAUAUCUUCUUCGGGGGCCGUUUUCCAACGAGCAACAUCCACGUGUACACCAACAGCGGUGCUACUUAUGCACACUACUACCAGCCACGCCCACGUCACAUGAACCAGCGACGGGAGGAAGAGGAGGGGGUACAGAAUGACAAUCACACUCAGAACUCUUACACUGCCUUGCUGCCACUCCUACCUGUACUUGGGCUCAUCCUGAUCUCUGUGGUAACCCAGCUGAUGCACACCAACCCUCCAUACAGCCUCUUCUACAAACCGACCAUGGGCCUCGUGGUUUCCAGGGAGACGCAGAACCUUGGCGUGCCCUACUACGUGAGCAAAGGCUUCCAGAAGGAGUACGAUGGGGCCUUAUUGUGGGAGCUGGAAAAGUCCAUCGAGAAGGAGUAUAUCGAGCUCCUGCAGAGCAGCUGCUGGAAGGAGAAACAGCAGAAGUCAGACCUUGCCAACCUGGGUCAGCUGUAUCGCGACGAGCGGCUCAAGCAGAAGGCGGAAUCCAUGAAGCUGGACAGCUGCGACAAGCUGCACCGCCUGGUGGGCCGACAGAGGGGCGAGUGAGCUGGUGGGAUUCUGACAUGACCUCCUGGGAUUUUAUAAUAAUUUAAUCCGGUCCUUGUUUUUGCACUUUGUAAGUCUUCUAGAUGGCCUGCAGCCAGUGCCCUAGUGAAGUUUUUACGUUUACAUUUUUAUUUAUUUGUGUUCACUUGCAUAGGUGAGCACGAGCUUUCAGUCCUCAGAGCUGCUGAUUUUGGUGUGAAGAAUGUCACCCUUUUGGGCUGAAGACCACAAAACAUGGAAAAGCCUCUUUAAACUUCCUUACAUUAAGGACAGGGGUCACAGUUUGUUUUGUACAUGUUGUGGUCAGGUGCCGUUUUUGGCUGCUGUGCUGUGUUACAAUUCCUGCAGGAGAACCAUUAUCCAAAUGCAAAUUUUGGCAGAGGCUGUAAGGUUCAUUAGAAGAUGUUAAAUUAGCAGAUGAACCGUAAGAUCUGGCAGCUGUGUGUCAAGGCAGAGAGCCAAUGCCCUGACAGACAUCCAACACAGGUACUUAACACAGAUACACACAUAUAUACACAUCCUUGUUACUGAUGUGUAAUGUAUUUAUAUAGUGUAUCUGUAUUUGUCUGUUCUCCUGAAACUGUCAUUUCAGGAGUGCAGCACAACUCAUAGUGAAAUUGUGUUUCUCUUGAAAUCUGACUCAGAGCCAUUCUGUCUGCAAGCCACAUGAUAGUUAUCACUGAAGGUCUUUUCAGCUCAUUGGAGGUUCCAUAUUUUUAGUUUAACAGAACUCUGAUGGUUGACAUCAAAUUGUGCACUUUUAUACUUUUUUGAAGGACAGACUGACACACUGAGCCAAUGCAGUAUACGGCAUUUCUUGCUGCUCCCCCUUUAUUAGUCCUACAGAUGGACAAACUCAAUUUUUGCAUGUUGGGUGGGGGUGCAGCCCAUCCAGUCACCUCCUACCACAGGGUUUUAUCACAUGCCAAGUUUCUGCAUCAGAGGUCACUAGCAGCUACAUGGGUACUUUGUUUGGAAUUACAAUUACUGUGAGAGAAAAUUGGCACAUUCUGCAGCAUAUCUCCAACAUCCUUUACCUGUUUUGUGUUUGUAAUUUUAUUUCCAAGAUGUUUUCCUUUCUAGCUUCUCAUCAGUCUCAUACAGAAGCCUACCACAUUUGAAUUGAAUAUGAUUAAAAAUUGUACUCCCUAA
Messenger RNA from Scleropages formosus (Asian bonytongue), 2759 nucleotides. RefSeq names its product dnaJ homolog subfamily C member 18-like. NCBI's taxonomy places the organism in Eukaryota, Metazoa, Chordata, Actinopteri, Osteoglossiformes, Osteoglossidae. The transcript has 8 exons. The record is from RefSeq and is a predicted model, not a curated record. The coding region runs from base 441 to 1607 and encodes 388 amino acids. Gene Ontology annotation, molecular function: Hsp70 protein binding. Gene Ontology annotation, cellular component: endoplasmic reticulum membrane. Gene Ontology annotation, biological process: cellular response to misfolded protein.